AUGCGUCUAAAUCUAAUUCAAUUCAAUAUAAAAAUAACUUUAAUUCUGAAAAAUCAAAUUUUAGGAAUACAGUUUAUAUAGGUAAUAAAAAUUUUAGUGAUUUAGAACUAGAACAAAUUUACAAUGAAAAUAGAGAAGCUAAACAAAUUCACUAUUUUAAACUUUCCAAUGAUUGCAAUUUAGAAUGGAUUAAAAGCACAGGCGAUGUUAGUGAUUUAGAGGUUUAUAAGUUACGCGAAAAAUACUGUACGAACGAAAACGAACUAUGGUCUUCUCGGUUAGAUAAUAACAUAAAUCUAAUAUGCGGCGAUACAGGCAUGGGGAAAUCCGAAUUAAUGAAAAGCUGCAAAAAUAAAUGUUCACCGAAAUAUUGGACAAUUCUAAUCAGUCCUACCGAUGUGCACUCAUUUUUAUACAAUCGUAAGUUUUCUAAAACAACUAAAUAUACAGAUUUAUUUGAAAAAUUUAUCGUAAAUGAAAAAUGUCGGUUACUCAAAAGAUUCGAACAAAGAUUUUUUGAAAUGUGUGUAGAGAAAAAUAAUGUUGUUUACGUGUGGGAUGCGCUCGAUGAAAUUAUGGGAGAAAAUUUAGAAGCUGUGUCGAAAAUAAUCCUUGAUUUCUCAGCAAGAGGUAUCUUUCAGUGGGUUACUAGUAGAACACAAUUAAAACCAUUUCUAGAAAAAAAAUUCAAUGUGGUGGCACUUAGUAUAAAUCAGUUUGACGAACAAGAACAACAAAAUUAUAUAAGAAAACGUUUAGCUUCUUUCAUUUCUAUAGACAAAAUUGAGAUCGCUAUUGAAAAAAUCAAAUCGUCCUUCGCGAUUAUUGAACACGUUAAUAUCUUGGGGAUUCCGCUUCAAAUCUUCAUGGUUACUGAAUUGUUUCGUCAAAACAGUGACAAGUAUUCGAAACUAAUGAAAAAUAAAUUUCUCUUGACUGAUUUAUAUGAAUACUUCAUUGAUGAGAAAUUUAAUAAUUUUUACAAAGAUAAAUUGGCCUUUGAUUUUAAAAAUCCUCACAUGGUUAGUAGAAUUCGCGAAGAAAAACAGGAGAUUUUAGGUAAUUACGAGAGAGUGGCACUUAAAGUAAUAUUUUCGGAAGAAAUACUGAAACGAUUAAAUGUCGACUGUGAACAACAUAAAGAAAAAAAUUUACCAAAAUGUGUGUCUGUUGGUCUUGUAAGUGAAUUCCAAAAUGAUGUGGCACAUUUUAUUCAUGGUUCUUUUGCUGAAUACUUAGUUGCGACAUAUUUUUCAAAAAAUUUAAAUACCGUGCGCGAUAUACUUGGGGAUUUAUUGUUCGACGCAAAAUACAAUAAUGUUCGUUUUUUCUUCGACAUGUUGUUAGUCAAAAAUUGUAAAGCUCACAUUGCUGUCCUGUAUAAGAAAUAUGAACAACUUAAAACUUAUGAUAAAGAAACGUUAACAUGUAAAGAUAAAGGUGGUAGAAGUGCUUUACAUCUGAUUUCUUCAUGGGGACAAAGACAUCCGCGUCUAAAAGUAACGGUUGAAAAUGGGAAGUGUAUUGUGAAUGAAGACAGCAAUUUCGAUAAACAAGCAGAAACCGAAGCAUAUUUUGAAACAGUUAAAUUUUUGCAGGGCAAGAAUAAUAUUGAAGAACACGAUAGUUUGCUAGAUACGACACCGUUGUCUUAUGCCAGAAAAAGUGAGAGUUUAGGGGCGGAAAUAAUAUUACUUCAAGCAAAAAAAAAUGAACCGGAUCGUCAGUCAAGUUCCCUUAACGAUAUAAUUAAUAUUUUAUAUUAUUCUUCUUUACUUGGAUACGAUCAAGUGUGCGAGCUGUUUACUGUACAAGAAAAAAAUACCAGGAAAAAUCGCGGGAACGAAACCAAAUUUGUUACUGCGGAAAAUGCUGAAACACCUCUAAUAUUAGCGAGCAAGAGUGGCCAUUUGAAAAUUGUUCAAUACUUGGUAUGUUUAAAUGACGAAACUAAUAAACCCAAUAAAAUUGAUGAGAGACCGCUUCACGUUGUGUCCGAAAAUAUCCACAACGAUAAUCGUGGUGGUGUUGACAGCUCCUUCGUAUGUUUAGUGGAGGCAGGUGCUGACAUUAAUCAAGGUAAUAUAAAUGGUCAGACACCACUUUUCGUAGCUUCUGAAAUGGGCCACGAAAGAGUUGUCGAAUACUUGGCGACAGUCGGCGCCGAAAUUAAUCGCCCUGAUAAUGACGGUUGGACACCACUUCACAUAGCUUCCUUCAACGGUCACGAAAAGGUUGUCGAAUACUUGACGACAGUCGGCGCUGAAAUCAAUCUUGCUGAGAAAGACGGCAUGGUAGCACUUCACAUAGCUUCCUUCAGCGGUCACGAAAAAGUUGUCGAAUACUUGGCGACAGUCGGUGCCGAAAUCAAUCGUGCUGAGAUUGACGGUGUGACACCACUUCACAUAGCUUCCUUGAACGGUCACGAAAAAGUUGUCGAAUAUUUGUCGAUAUCAGGCGCCGAAAUCAAUCGCGCUGAGAUUAACGGUGCGACACCACUUCACAGAGCUUCCUUGAGAGGUAACGAAAAAGUUGUCGAAUACUUGGCGACAGUCGGGGCCGAAAUCAAUCGCACUAUGAAUGACGGUGAGACACCGCUUUACAUAGGUUCAGAAAAUGGUCACGAAAAAGUUGUAGAAUACUUGGCGAACGUCGGUGCCGAAAUCAAUCGCCCUAAUAACAACGGUGCGACACCACUUUACAUUGCUUCCGAGAAGGGCCACGAAAAAGUUGUCAAAUACUUGACGACAGUCGGCGCCGAAAUCAAUCGCGCUACGAAUGACGGUUGGACACCACUUCUCAUAGCUUCACACAACGGUUACGAAAGAGUUGUCGAAUACUUGGCGACAAUCGGCGCUGACAUCAAUCUCGUUUUGAAUGACGGUGCGACACCACUUCAUAUAGCUUCACAAAAAGGUCACAAAAAAAUUGUCGAAUACUUGACGACGAUCGGCGCUGAAAUCAAUCGGCCUGACAAAGACGGCUGGACACCACUUCACAUAGCUGCACAAAACGGUCACGAAAACGUUGUCGAAUACUUGGGGACAGUCGGCGCCGAAAUCAAUAGCGAUAACACUGACGGUGCAACACCACUUUACUUAGCUUCACAAAAUGGUCACGAAAAAGUUGUCGAAUACUUGACGACGGUCGGCGCUGAAAUCAAUCGACCUGAGAAUGACGGCUGGACACCACUUCACAUAGCUUCACAAAACGGUCACGAAAAGAUUGUCGAAUACUUGACCACAGUCGGCGCCGAAAUCAAUCGCGCUAAGGAUAACGGUGCGACACCACUUUACAUAGCUUCAGAAAACGGUCACAAAGAAGUUGUCAAGUACUUGGCGACAGUUGGCGCCGAUAUCAAUCGCGCUACGAAUGACGGUGACACUCCACUUCAUAUAGCUUCACAAAACGGUUACGAAGAAGUUGUCAAAUGCUUAGCAAAAGUCGGCGUCGAAGUCAAUGGCGCCAAGAAUGACGGUGCGACACCACUUUACAUAGCUUCACAAAACGGUCACGAAAAAGUUGUCGAAUUCUUGACGACAGUCGGUGCCGAAAUCAAUCGUCCUAGUAAGAACGGUGCGACACCGCUUUAUAUAGCUUCUGAAAAAGGUCACGAAAAAGUUGUCGAAUAUCUGACGACAGUCGGCGCUGAAAUCAAUCGCGCUACGAAUGACGGCUGGACACCACUUCUCAUAGCUUCCUUCAACGGUCACGAAAAAGUUGUCGAAUAUCUGACGACAGCCGGCGCCGAAAUCAAUCGCGCUUAUAAAAACGGUGUGACACCAAUUUUUAUAGCUUCACAAAACGGUCACGAAAAAGUUGUCGAAUACUUGACGAGAGUCGACGCCGAAGUCAAUCGGGCUACGAAUGACGGGUGGACACCACUUCUCAUAGCUUCACAAAACGGUCACGAAGAAGUUGUCAAAUACUUGGCAACAUUCGGCGCCGAAAUCAAUCGCGCUAACAAAAACGGUGUGACACCACUUUAUAUAGCUUCCGAAAAAGGCCACGAAAAAAUUGUUGAAUACUUGGCGACAGUCGGCGCCGCAAUCAAUCGCGCCAAGGAUGACGGUGCGACACCACUUUACAUAGCUUCACAAAACGGUCACGAGAAAGUUGUCGGUUACUUGGCGACAGUCGGUGCUGAAAUCAAUUAUUGCACUUAUAAAAACGGUGUGACACCACUUUUCAUAGCUUCACAAAACGGUUACGAAAGAGUAGUUGAAUACUUGGCGACAGUCGGCGCCGAAAUCAAUCGUCCUAAUAAAAAUGGUGCCACACCACUUUACAUAGCUUCAGAAAAAGGCCACGAUAAAGUUGUCGAAUCUUUAGUGUCAGUAGCCGCCGAAAUCAAUCGCGCUACGAAUGACGGCUGGACACCACUUCUCAUAGCUUCACAAAAUGGUCACCAAAAAGUUGUUGAAUACUUGGUGACCGUCGGUGCUGAAGUCAAUCGUGCUACGAAUGAAGGCUGGACACCACUUCUCAUAGCUUCACAAAAUGGUCACGAAGAUGUUGUCGAAAGCUUGGUAACAUUCGGCGCUGAAUUCAAUCGCAGUAAGAAUGACGGUGCGACACCACUUUACAUAGCUUCACAAAACGGUCGCGAAAAAAUUGUCGAAUACUUGGCGACAGUCGGUGCUGAAAUCAAUCGUCCUAAUAAAAACGGUGUGACACCAUUCCUCAUAGCUUCCCUCAAGGGUCACGAAAAAGUUGUCGAAUACUUGGCAACAGUCGGCGCCGAAAUCAAUCGUUCUAAUAAAAACGGUGUUACACCACUUUACAUAGCUUCACAAAACGGUCACGAGAAAGUUGUCGGUUACUUGGCGACAAUCGGCGCCGAAAUCAAUCGCGCUACGAAUGACGGCUGGACUCCACUUCUCAUAGCCUCACAAAACGGCCACGAAAAAGUUGUCGAAUAUUUGACGACAGUCGGGGCCGAAAUCAAUCAUCCUAAUAAAUACGGUGCGACACCACUUUACAUAGCUUCAGAAAAAGGUCACGAGAAAGUUGUCGAUUACUUGGCGACAGUUGGCUCUGAAAUCAAUCACGCUACGAAUGACGGCUGGACACCACUUCUCAUAGCUUCACAAAACGGUCACGAAAAAGUUGUCGAAUACUUGGCGACAGUCGGCGCCGGUAUCAAUCGCUCUACGAAUGACGGCUGGACACCACUUCUCAUAGCUUCACAAAACGGUCACGAAAAAGUUGUCGAAAACUUGGUUACAGUCGGCGCCGAAAUCAAUUGCCCUAGGAAUGACGGUGUGACACCACUUUACAUAGCUUCACAAAACGGUCACAAAAAAGUUGUCGAAUACUUGGCGACAGUCGGCGCCGAAAUCAAUCGCGCUAACAAAAACGGUGUGACACCACUUUUCAAAGCUUCACAGAACGGUUACGAAAAAGUUGUCGAAUUUUUGGCGACAGUCGGCGCCGAAAUCAAUCGUCCUAAUAGCAACGGUGCGACACCACUUUACAUAGCCUCACAAAAUGGUCACGAAAAAGUUGUCAAAUAUUUAACGACAGUCGGCGCUGAAAUCAAUCAAGCUACGAAUGACGGUUGGACACCACUCCUCAUAGCUUCCUUCAAGGGCCAUAAAAAUGUUGUCAAAUGCUUGGCGACCGUCGGCGCCGAAAUCAAUCGCCCUAAUAAAAACGGUGCGACACCACUUUACAUAGCUUCCGAAAAUGGCCACAGAACAGUUGUUGAAUUCUUGACGACAGUCGGUGCCGAAAUUAAUCGCGCUAAGAAUGACGGUGCGACACCACUCUAUAUAGUUUCACAAAACGGUCACGAAAAAGUGGUCAAAUACUUGGCGACGUUGGGCAGCGAAAUCAAUCGCUCUAACAAUAACGGUUGGACACCACUUUUCAUAGCUUCUUUCAACGGUCACAAAAAAGUGGUUGAACACUUAGUGACAGUCGGUGCCGAAAUCAAUUGCGCUAAUAAAAACGAUGCGACACCACUUUACAUAGCUUCACAAAACGGUCACAAAAAAGUUGUCGAAUACUUGACUGCAGUCGGCGCCGAAAUUAAUCGUCCUAAUAAAAACGGUUCGACACCACUUUACAUAGCUCUCCAGAACGGCCACGAGAAAGUUGUCGAGGUUUUAAAGAAAGUCGGUGCUUCUACAAACGAGAACUUUUCCAAAUAGUUUGGUUGUAGUUGAAUGUAGCAAAAAACACCAAAAAGGAAUCGUAAUUUUAUAGAUAGAGUAAGGGUUUUCAGGGUACGAAUUUUUUUCUUGUACACUGAAGAAAUAACCUAACACGUCAAGACAUUGACCUAAUGAUUUCAACAACACCAUUCUGGGCUAUUUCAUGCUAUACCACCUAUACUUGGUGCCAAAAUUCUUUCAAAAAGUCUGAAAUGCGGGGAAAAUUGGGUAGCUUCGUGACUAUCACAGUAGAAUUUUGUCAAAAUCGUCUACAGUGACCCUAGCAAUGCCUAUCAGAGGCACAGAGUUGGCUAAAAUUUAAACGGCGAUUUACUCCAGACCUUGUGAUAAACACGUCAAACACAAUAACGUGGCGAAAAUGAUCAAAGGAGCCUUACAUACCAUGAUAAAGUUUUCUUCAAUGUACAAGAAAAAACAUUUUUUCUUA
Messenger RNA from Zophobas morio, 6606 nucleotides. RefSeq names its product serine/threonine-protein phosphatase 6 regulatory ankyrin repeat subunit A-like. Gene Ontology annotation, biological process: innate immune response. Gene Ontology annotation, cellular component: cytoplasm. The record is from RefSeq and is a predicted model, not a curated record. Lineage: Eukaryota; Metazoa; Arthropoda; Insecta; Coleoptera; Tenebrionidae. The transcript has a single exon. The coding region runs from base 318 to 6155 and encodes 1945 amino acids. Gene Ontology annotation, molecular function: protein binding.